AUGACGGAACAGGCACAAACCAGCUUCUCUGCAGGGUCCCCUGUUUCAGCUUUGGCCUCACUCUCUCGCAACGCUAAUGCAAAAAUUGUCACAGCUCGCAAGGUCACCCAUGCUAAAGCGCCCGUUGUCACACACUUCCGCACGCAUUCCAAGUCUGGCUCCGUCGAGCUUCGCAAGCAGUCCCCCUCAGCUCAAGAGGUGGCUGCAGGAGUUGGCGGGUCCCCACGCAUCUUGCCUUCGCCUGUCCCUCCUCCUUCCUCUGCUUUACCACCUACACCUGCUUCUCCUUCGGCCCGCGUGUCUUUGAGAGGCAGUGCCAGCUCUUUCGCCACCUCUACCACAUCCACUGCUGCUGUUUCUGCACCUAGCAUUCUCGCCAAAAGCAUUCGCAAGACCUUCCGACACCUCAGCGCCGGUCUUACACCAGAAGAGCACAACGAGCUGGUGCAGAAAAUUCUCACCGACUUGAGGCCAGCCAGUCAUCCGAGGGCGGGAAAACCUUUCUCCUGCGCUUCCAGGUCGAGCAGUAUCACAGUAGCAUCUCCCUCUCAGCCUAAGCCCAAGGCGGCGAGUGCAAAGAUGGUUCUCAGCAAAAGCGAUGGGCCGCAAGAAGUAGGAAACACAGCAGGAAAGAGAUUGAGUGUAAGCAGUGCGGUUAGUAGCGAAAUGACGAAUAGCGGGGAUGAGAAGAAGGGUGGGUCUGAUUCGGCUACUCCCCAACUCAGUCAGAGUAGGACUCCAACGUCUACGACCCCUGCUAGCCAAAUUGUCACCUCCGCUGACAAUGGCCAGACUCAGACACCGGGCGCAGGAGAGAAGGACGUCUUGACCCCAACAGCAGCAUUGGAGAGUCUGCGUGUGCUGGAGCAGAGCUUCAGCCGUUCCAACCCUAACUCUCCUCUCCAGACUGACUUCACCAGCGAUUCGAAGGUGUCCCAAACCACCACUGCUGUUGCUUCCCUUACCGAGUCCGAAACAGCAGCAAAUGGCACAGCUUCUCCGCCCAAGGUCAAGCGCAACAGCUCCUCUCGCGAAUCCGUGCCUACUCUUGAUCAGCUUGGUUCGUCUAAGAAGGGUCCCGGUAUAGACUCGAACGGCGGUAGUGGGAGUGCUGCUUCGUCUGAGCGUGCUUCUUCGUCUGAGCGUGCUUCUUCGCCCCCAAGCGUAACCACCAAGACGCCCAGUUGGAUUUCACCGCUCACCACGCUGGAAGCUAUUCGCGUGCUUGCUUUCCAGCAAGCCAACGGAGAACAGCCUCUGUCGCCAACAGUGCCAGAAGCAGCCGCAGUCACUGCAAGCGAUGCCGCUUCUUCAGACGAAGUCAGUGCACUGCGAUACGCGCUAAACUUCACCCUCGCUAGAGCGGACAAGUUGGCUGAAGCACUCAACAAAGCCAACGAAGAUAAGAUAAAGGUCGAGACCGAGCUUGAGAUCUUGCGCCGCAACGUGCUGUCCAUGUUGGGUAGUAAGAGUAUGUUUUCGACUGCCACGCCGACGCAGCCGCAGCACCAGGGAGGUGAUAUCUUGGAGGAAGAAGAUAGCAAACUAUUCGAAGACGCCAUGGCUCGACAUACUCCGGCUGCUACCGAACGUGCCCUUCCUGCCGCUGUCUCACGACCUCCUCGUGCAACACGCACCACCAAACCCGCCGCCCCAUCCGCGAAGCCAGCGGAAGGAGUCAGCAUCGCCUCUCUCCGCAAGAAAAACCCUUCCAUCAACACCACCUCCGCUGACUCCUCCGCCCAGCACUAUGCCCCUCCCACUCGCAAAGCCAGCACCACCACCACCGACGAAGCAUAUGAGGCAGAGCAAGACGAAGAAGACGAAGACGAAUUUGACAUGUACCCCUUCGGUGCACCUGUUCGUAAACCUUUGCCCGAAGUAUCCAUAUCUGACUUCCUCAACGCUUCUCGUAUGUCCAAGACUGAGAUUGACGAACACGAUGCUCGGCGCGAGCUGGACAGGGAAGAGGAUGGACCUGGAUAUGCUGGCUCUAGCACUUCUUCCCAUGUUCCGUUGGCCGCGAGCUACUCGAUGAGGUCUCUCGAUUCCAACAAGAGGGGCUUCUUCAAGGGGAUCACGAAGUUGGUCGAUCAAGAGAGGGCAAAGAAAUUGUCAAAGAGACAGAGUUUGGUAUCGAAACCAAGUAUGAGCUCUUUGAUCACACCAGGUAUCGCUACGGUGAUGAGCAGGUCUGCGUCCACGAACAACAUGCAGGGAAGCGGAGGAUUUACUAUGGCGUAUGAGGAGGAGAGCAUUAUUCCAGCUUAUCCCGGGACGGAGGGGAGGAAACAUAAGGCGCUGUCAAUUAGCAGCUCGUUGAGGGAGAGUUUGGAGAGGCAGAGUCUGAAGGAGGCGGGCAUUAGGGGGGGUGCUCAAAAUGGGAAGAAGUCUUGGGUUAAGAAGGGUGGAGAGGCUUUUGCCGUUCCCCUGAUUUAG
This is a messenger RNA of Ustilago hordei, 2439 nucleotides long. RefSeq lists its product as uncharacterized. The transcript has a single exon. The record is from RefSeq and is a predicted model, not a curated record. Bases 1 to 2439 code for a protein of 812 amino acids. NCBI's taxonomy places the organism in Eukaryota, Fungi, Basidiomycota, Ustilaginomycetes, Ustilaginales, Ustilaginaceae.